Rhodofomes roseus is the source of this 2133-nucleotide messenger RNA. RefSeq lists its product as uncharacterized. Lineage: Eukaryota; Fungi; Basidiomycota; Agaricomycetes; Polyporales; Fomitopsidaceae. Gene Ontology annotation, molecular function: transmembrane transporter activity. Gene Ontology annotation, biological process: transmembrane transport. The record is from RefSeq and is a predicted model, not a curated record. The transcript is spliced from 7 exons. Bases 1 to 2133 code for a protein of 710 amino acids.
AUGUCCACCGUCCCUCGGGGCGGCGGCGUACUCUCCGCCCUCCUCGCCCUCUACGACCACUCGGAUGCGGCGUCGCAGACCGUUGGCAGCAUCUCGACGCGCUCCUCUUUCGACGAUUCACGCCCGCCGUCGAGGGCGCGCUCGCGCGACCUUGGGAUCACGACCCCCCGCUGGGCUGGUUCGGCGAACAGCUCGUCGAUCUCGGUCAACCUGCCCACGAUCCGGGUGCCCAAGCCGUGGGCGGAGUCCCGUCCAGUGCAGGCGCGCAACGCCGGCGGGGUGUUCGGCGCGCUCAUCGCAAGCACAGGCAACAUGUCGGGCGUCGCCGCCCCGCAGAACAGCACCCUCCAGCCGAGCUUGAAGCGGCCGGGGUACCACCUCUCGAGGUACUCGCUGGAGAGCAACGUCCCAAAGGUGAAGUCGGACAAACAGUCGCUGGAGCUGUCGCGUCCGCGGAGUAUGCACUUUGACACGACGGAGCACGGGACGGUGCAGAGACUGGGCGACAGGUCGCCGGACCACAUGUCGCACCUCCGGACCGCGUCUCUUCCGCUCAACGCGUUGGAGGAGGAGUCGCCAGCGUCGACGAAGAGCAAGAAGUGGGCCGGUGUGCUGAAAGACCUGCCGAAGCCCAGCUGGAGCAGGGCGAACACCCCCAGUACGCCUGGCACGCCGACCAGCGACGACCUAGAUUAUAUGGACAAGGAGAAGGUCAGGAUGCGCGAACGGGAGAAGGAGGUUGAGCGGGCCAAGCGCGAAAGGCGGAAGCGGAAGAAGGCGGAGAUUUACAUUACUCGGCAUGUGGCGGAGAUUGUGCAGCGGCAGGAAUUUAUCCUGAAGCUCGCAAGGGCGAUGAUGAUGUUCGGCGGCCCGACGCAUCGGCUGCAGGCGCAGAUCCAGGCGACCGGCAGAGUGCUCGACAUCCAGCUGAGCUGCAUGUACCUGCCGGACGUGAUGCUCAUCUCGUUCGACGACGCGACGACGAGCACGAGCAACAUCAAGUUCAUCCGCCAGGCCAGUGCGCUCGACAUCGGCAAGCUGCAGGACGCGUACGCGCUCUACUGGAAGGUCAUCCACGACGACAUUUCCGUCAAGGAUGCGUCGAUCGCGCUCGACGACCUCAUGCGCAAGCCUCAGCUGUACAAGUUCUGGCAGCUCAUCCUCAUCGGCGGUUUCUGCUCCGCCUCCAUCUGCAGUGUCUCCUUCAACGGCUCGUUCAUCGACUCGCUCAUAUCCUUCCCCCUCGGCUGUCUCCUUAUCGUCAUUCAAGUCUUCGCCGCUCGUAAUGAAUUGUACUCAAAUGUCUUCGAGAUCAUGGUCUGCUUGCUGUUCAGUUUCAUCGCCGCCGCAUUAGCGGACACCCACGGACACCACGUCUGCUAUACGGCGGUUGGCUCGGCUUCCAUCGUGCUCAUCCUACCUGGUUUCAUCAUCCUGUGCGGUAGUCUGGAAUUGGCUUCGCGCAACAUCGUGUCCGGGGCUGUGCGAGUUUGUUUCUCUAUCAUCUACUCGCUUUUCCUCGGAUUCGGUCUCUCGAUUGGCGCAACGGUCUACUCGAAGAUUACGCACCACACGCUUGCGGGCACGGACGACUUGUCUUGUCAAAGCAGCCAUAAUCCUACGGGACCCUGGUGGCAGCAGACGCCGUCCACCUGGUGGGCGUUCUUGACCGUACCCGCGUACUCGUUCUUCUUGAGCCUACGGAACCAUGCCCCGUUGAAACGAAAGGAGACGUAUCUCCUAGUGGUUGUCUCCUGCAUCGGCUGGGUGUGCAAUCACUUCACUGGCACGAAGUUCCCCAACCAGAACGACAUUCCCGCUGCUGUCGGUGGUGCCGCCGUUGGCUUUGUCGCCAAUUUGUAUGGCCGGUUCUUCAACGGAAACGCUUUCGUCGUCAUGAUUACGGGUAUUCUGUUCCAACUGCCCUCCGGUCUCGCGAACGGUGGCCUGUUCACGUUCGUCACUGCGGAGACCGACGGGACAUCGUCGAGCGAGUCAUAUCUAUCAGGAUUCUACACUGCUUUGCAGCUCGUCUCGGUGUCCAUCGGUCUUACCGUCGGUCUCGGUGUCUCCCUUAUUCUCGUUCACCCCGUCCAGUCUCGUCGGAGAGCAGGCGGGAUAUUCAGUCUUUGA